Molecule: messenger RNA, 3482 nt
Organism: Leptinotarsa decemlineata (Colorado potato beetle)
Lineage: Eukaryota; Metazoa; Arthropoda; Insecta; Coleoptera; Chrysomelidae
Gene: AP-1gamma
Product: Adaptor Protein complex 1, gamma subunit
Biological process (GO): vesicle-mediated transport; intracellular protein transport
Cellular component (GO): AP-1 adaptor complex; membrane coat; Golgi apparatus
Source: RefSeq, a predicted model, not a curated record
GGAUCCCACGUCGGAUGACUAUAUGACGUCAUAAAGCCGGCCAUAUUGCAGAAUGUCAAAAAUUUAAGUGGGAUGGGAUAAGGAUGUUCUGAAAAAUAAAGUACUUUGAUUUAUUUCCGAAGAGAUAGUUCUUUAUUUUGUUGUGAGUUAUUUUUUGAAUAAAUUUGAGUGCUACAUACUUUGUUCUCGUGACUUCUCAUUAUUUUUUGUCAUCUGUCAAAUUCCUAAGGUGUUCAAAAACAGGUGAAUUUGUUGAGUGAUUUUAUAAUAUUUGUACAUGGUUCUGAACAGAAUUGAAAUUGAAAAGUACUGAUCAAACAAAAAGUGCGUUACAUCAUUCGGAGUCUAUUUACAUAAAUGGAUUUUUAUUAAAUGUGUGUAUUGCUUUAACAGAUUGAUAACCUGAAUUUUGCUGUGUUGUACAAGUUGAACAAGUAAUAUGAAUGCUUCAGAGCAUGGAUUUAACCCUGCUUUUAACAUGGCUACUAUCAAGCAAGUCGUUAAUGAGGCUAUCGAAAGAGUACGAAUGCCUACUCCGAUGCGACUUCGAGAUCUCAUAAGACAAAUUAGGGCAGCAAGAACAGCAGCUGAGGAACGCAGUGUGGUCAACAAAGAAUGUGCAUAUAUUAGAUCCACUUUUCGAGAAGAAGAUUCAGUAUGGAGGUGUCGAAAUAUUGCAAAACUCUUGUAUAUUCACAUGUUAGGAUACCCAGCACACUUUGGUCAACUGGAAUGUCUGAAGUUGAUUGCAAGUUCAAGGUUCACAGACAAACGAAUAGGAUAUCUUGGAGCUAUGCUGUUGUUGGAUGAACGCCAAGAUGUACAUUUGUUGAUAACAAAUUGUCUGAAAAACGAUUUGAAUUCUACAACACAGUUUGUUGUUGGAUUGGCACUCUGUACAUUAGGAGCUAUUGCUUCUCCUGAAAUGGCUAGAGAUUUAGCUGGAGAGGUAGAAAGAUUGAUGAAAUCUCCAAAUGCAUAUAUUCGAAAGAAAGCUGCUCUUUGUGCAUUUCGUAUAAUAAAAAGGGUUCCUGAAUUAAUGGAAAUAUUUUUGCCAGCUACAAGAAGUCUUCUUUCAGAAAAAAAUCAUGGUGUCCUAAUAACUGGUGUAACUCUGAUUACCGAAAUGUGUGAGAAUAGCCCAGAUACUUUAGAACAUUUCAAGAGAAUUGUGCCAAAUCUUGUACGCAUUUUAAAAAAUUUAAUUCUAGCUGGAUACUCUCCAGAACAUGAUGUGUCAGGAGUCAGCGAUCCAUUUUUACAGGUGAAAAUUCUAAAACUACUAAGAGUGUUGGGUAUCAAUGAUGUUGAAGCAUCAGAGGCAAUGAAUGAUAUCCUUGCACAAGUAGCAACUAAUACAGAGACUAGUAAAAAUGUUGGCAAUACUAUUUUAUAUGAAACAGUUUUAUCAAUCAUGGAUAUAAAAUCAGAAGGUGGACUGAGGGUUCUUGCAGUGAACAUUCUGGGCAGAUUUCUUCUAAAUAAUGAUAAAAAUAUAAGAUAUGUCGCCCUCAACACGCUACUGAGAACGGUCCACGUUGACACUUCGGCUGUUCAGAGACAUCGUUCCACAAUAUUAGAGUGUCUCAAAGAUCCCGAUGUUUCUAUUAGAAAGAGAGCAAUGGAAUUAUCAUUCGCCUUAGUCAAUUCACAGAAUAUAAGAACCAUGAUGAAGGAGUUACUGGCUUUCUUGGAAAAAACAGAUGCAGAGUUCAAGGCACACUGUUCAAGUUCAAUAGUAUUGUCAGCUGAGAAGUAUGCACCGAAUAAAAGAUGGCAUUUAGAUACCCUAUUGAAAGUUUUGGUUGCGGCUGGUAACUAUGUUCGAGAUGAUGUAAUAUCAUCCACAAUCCAGCUCAUCUCGGAAACUACCAGUCAGCAAGCUUAUGUUACACUACAGUUAUACAAGGCGUUAUCGGAAGACUUGCAGAAUAAGCAACCUUUAACACAAGUUGCUGUGUGGGCGAUAGGUGAAUUUGGUGACUUGCUCUUACAAGCACCUAUAGAUGAAGAACAUAACAUACAUCCACCUACCGAAGAAAAAGUUAUAGAACUUUAUCAAAAACUGCUGUGGUCCCCUCAAAAUAGCGUGAUUACAAAACAGUAUACCCUGUUGAGCUUGACAAAACUCAGCACGAGAUUUAAUAACACCAAUGAUAAAAUCCAUCAAAUUAUAAGCUCUUUCUGUUCGAGUUUGCACGUAGAAUUGCAGCAAAGAGGGGCAGAAUAUUCUCAACUUUUUGGUAAAUAUUCACACUUAAGGCCUGCCUUAUUGGAGAGAAUGCCACCAAUGGAAGUAGUUAGGCAAGUCGACAAUCAAACUAAUGGGGAUAUUAGUGAUUCAGAGCCUAGAUCAACAGAAGAAAGUCCACAACAUAUCGUAAAUAGUGACUCGAAUGCUCUUCUGGAUCUGUUGGGAGGUACAGAAGGACUAGAUGACAUUAUCAAACCAAAUUCACAACCUUCACAACCAGUCUCGCAUUCAAACAAUCAAGACCUCUUAGAUUUAUUGGGUUUGGAUAUAUUACCUGUGGCGCCAUCUGGGGAUUCUGGGGGUAUUAAUAGUCUAAUAAUGGAAAAUAACAAUCCCAACUUAGAACCAAUACUGAAUAACCAAAAUACUAAUUUCUUGAGGGACGAUUUACUUGAUGACAGUAACAAUAUCGAUGAAAGGAAUGUGCCUACACUAACUGCCUACAACAAAGACGGUUUGAAAAUAGUCUUUUCUCUGGACAAAGUACCAGAUAGUAAUACUUUAACGAUAAAUGUUACAACAACCAACCACACGCUUUCGAAUAUGACUGAUUACCUAUUUCAAGUAGCUGUUCCUAAGGCAUUCCAAUUACAAUUAUUAUCACCAUCAGGGACAUUGAUCAGUCCGAAUGGUCAAGUAACACAGGUUGUCAGGGUAACCAAUCCUAGUAAGAAUGUGUUGAAGAUGAAAGUUCGACUGUCAUAUAUCAUUGAUGGAAACCCAAUGCAGGACCAGUUCGAUGUGAACAACUUUCCUAUCGACAUCUGGGAUUGACAGAGGAAUAACGGAUAAAAAGUUAAAAAAGUUUUCUCAUAUUGUUGAAUAUUUAUAUUUAUAAAUAUGUGAGUCUAUUUUCAGUGUAGACAUCCAUAUAUGUAAAUGAGAAUCAUAUUUUCUAUAAUUAGAUUUAGUUAUUUUUUAGUGAGACUACACCUGUACAUAAUUUUACUAUUGAGUACUUAAUGUUUUUUCCAUUCCUGUAUUUUCCAUUGUAUAAUUUUAUAUUUGACUUUAUUUUCUACCUGUUAAUUUUAACAAGUUAUUUAUUUUGCAGCAUGCAACUAAUCAAAUUAUUGAGAUUCUGUGUUAUAUAUAUAUACAUAAGUAUUUUCACCAAUGUGAUCUUUAUUAUCUGGCAUCGGUUGAAUUUUAUUUAAGGCUUGUUUUGUUAUACAAGUUAUUUGCGUCCAUAAUAUUACUAGGCCAAUAAAUUGUAAAUAAUAUUGAA